This is a messenger RNA of Pyricularia pennisetigena, 696 nucleotides long. RefSeq lists its product as uncharacterized. The transcript has 2 exons. Bases 1 to 696 code for a protein of 231 amino acids. NCBI's taxonomy places the organism in Eukaryota, Fungi, Ascomycota, Sordariomycetes, Magnaporthales, Pyriculariaceae. The record is from RefSeq and is a predicted model, not a curated record.
AUGCAAGAGCUCUGUACCAACCGGCCAGAAGGCAUUGGCGCAGUCUCGGGCAUUUCGAGGCCUCUGCCCACGCAAUGCUUCUUUGACACCAUCCUGAUGCCGCUACCGACGUGGCUACUCAUCACAUCACUGUUCCUAUUAGUCGUCAUCUUCCCCGCAACCGAGCAGACAGGCCGCCCAAGAGCCGGCAACCCGCGGCAGUGGGUGCGGCGCGGAGCGCUCGGCGGCUAUUACUUCUUCGCCCUCGCCGCCGCGGGGAUGCAGCUGCUUGAGGUGGGCCGACUGGUGGCUGCGAAUCUGGGCGUCGCGCUGCUGCCCUUCGCCACGGCGGGCACAGUCCUGGUCAUCGCGGUCCGCGGCCUGAGCGACGAGACGCUGCCGCUACAGCGGAGCGCCGCCAUGGCCGCGUCCGUCGUGUUCUGGACGCUGGGCAUGUGCAUGGCGGCGGUCAAGGUGGCGGCGCUGACGCGGUUCAUGGGGGAUCCCGAGGAGGGCGGUGUCAGUCCUCAGGCCCGGCAGUCGACGGCGUACCCGGUCGUGGACCAGAUCAUCGACAAUGCCGUUCUCGUGGGCCUCUACGCCUUGCUGGCGGUACUGGAGUCCAUCAUGUACUUUGUGCUGCUGCCUGUCGUUGGGACCGGUGGCGAGGGUGGGAAAGGUGUGGGUGGGGCGCACAUUGAGCUCACGGACAAGUGA